This is a messenger RNA of Pelmatolapia mariae (spotted tilapia), 2085 nucleotides long. RefSeq names its product vesicle-associated membrane protein 2-like. NCBI's taxonomy places the organism in Eukaryota, Metazoa, Chordata, Actinopteri, Cichliformes, Cichlidae. The transcript has 5 exons. The record is from RefSeq and is a predicted model, not a curated record. Gene Ontology annotation, biological process: SNARE complex assembly; vesicle fusion; vesicle-mediated transport. The coding region runs from base 182 to 541 and encodes 119 amino acids. Gene Ontology annotation, molecular function: SNAP receptor activity; syntaxin binding. Gene Ontology annotation, cellular component: SNARE complex; plasma membrane.
ACUUGUGUCUGACGCGAAAGGUUUUUUUUCGGUCUGUGCGCAGCUGCUUCAGUUGUAGUUUUUCUACGUGUUUUAAGAGAAAAAGUGAAUGAAGACAUCAGACAGAGAACAGAAGUCCUCCUCCUCGGUUUAGGUCCAGCCUCACCCUCUCUCAGAUCAUCUCCAUCAUCCUCCAGCUCAGAUGUCAACUCCAGAUGCAGCAGGGACUCCAGGAGCUCCCGGGGCCCCGGAAGGUGAGGGGGGUCCUCCAGCUCAGGCCCCAAACCUGACGAGCAACAGACGACUCCAGCAGACACAGGCACAGGUGGACGAGGUGGUCGACAUCAUGCGUGUGAAUGUGGACAAAGUCCUGGAGAGAGAUCAGAAGCUGUCAGAGCUGGACGACCGUGCCGACGCCCUGCAGGCCGGAGCCUCGCAGUUUGAGAGCAGCGCUGCCAAACUCAAGAACAAGUACUGGUGGAAAAAUUGCAAGAUGAUGAUCAUCAUGGCCGUUGUAGGUGUUAUAUUUGUUGGCGUCAUUUUCUUGUAUUUCUUCUACUGAGCUGCUCUUCAGGGAUGGACGCACAGGUCAAAGGACGAGUCUGCACCACCAAACGCCAAAUCCAGCCUCUCCUCAGUGCUCCUCCACCCCAGCGAUGCCUUCCUCCAAAGCCUCCAUGCAUGCUCACGUAAUGUGCUCCACUACCUCCUUAUUGUGCCUCUGCAUGAGGCCGGUUUCCUGACUUUGUUACCGGGUUGGGUUUACUGCAGGUGUAAAAUCUGUUGACCCAGGUUUGUCCUAUAAACACUGAAACAAAAAGAAAAAAACCUCCUGCUGCGCCUGGUUUUUCUGCAGCUCAGUGCAUGCAAGAUUCAUGGACAGGAAGCAGUGUGAGGUUUACUGGACACCAGUAAGAGCUGCAGUCGAAUAGUCAGCUAGCUUCUCUUCAGAGGGCUUCUGAGUGACCCAGAGGAAUGUGAGCAGCAUCCAAAAGAGCUGUUUGAGUUCCUUAAAUACAAAGGAAAGGAGCAUCAGUGCUUCCUUUAUUACCUCCUUUAGCAGAGGAUACACUGGAGCAGUGCCAUCCCAUAAUUCACAGCAUUGCAGACUAAUCUUGAAAUAAAAUGAGGUUUACGUGUUAUACUAAAAAUCUCUACCGCAAAUUAAGGCUUUGUGCUUUAAAUAUAAAAUCAUCUCUGCAUGAAGAUGAUCAUCUAUCCAAGUAAAUUUAGGCGUACCAUAAUUCAGUUCACAUAAUGCAGCCUUUAGGAUUCUCAUCGUCAGUCAUGGAAAUCUUAAUAAAGUCAGGAGUGACACUGGAUCGCGGAUCAGCAGGAAGGGAAAUUAGAGAUAUUAAUCUUUUCUGUAAAGUUACAGCUUUGUAAAGACGAAAGCCUGCAUCGAACAAAACAGUGCAAACUUUGUUAUCAGGCUUGAAACCCGUCGUCUCUGUCAGGCUUUGAGGUUUCGAUGAUCCAGCAGCAGGAAGCCCGACUAUGAUGAACCUGCUCUGCAGCACACCCCUCAGAACAGUUUGUUGCCUAAAUCGACCAAUUCUUUCUCGCUCUUCAUCCUAACGCUCACGCCACGAAUCCUCAUGAGUGACACUGAAAUCUGGUUUCCUACUCGAGCUUGAAACAUUUAAGCACAGCUAUUCUUUCUUUGUGUUAAACCUGGGUUUACAGAUUCCUGCUUGGCUCUUCUCUUGGUGCAGACCAUUACUGAGCAGAAAUCUGACUUCCUGUGUGAUUAACCCACCUGCUCGCUUGCCCAGCUUCCGUCCGGAGUUACGAUGCCGCGGCUGUCCUGCAUUUGUUUCAUCGUGUUGUGAACCAGCCUGAGUUUUGUUAUCUGUGGUUUGAAUGUUCAACAUGUUUCUUUGUUCAGCCUGAAUCUGAUUCCCGUGUGUGUGAAGGAGCUUUGAGGCUGAAGUGAUUAUUUAACCUUUGAAAUAUAUUAGUCCAUCUUAGACCGAAUGGUGGAAGGUGGGAGUCGCUCAUCAUCAUCAUCAUCAUCAUCAUCAUCAUCAGUGUUUCUUCUGUACUUCUUUGACACGCUCAGAGAGAACAGCCUGGACUUUCAAAUAAAGUCAUGUUUGCUACACA